Messenger RNA from Capsaspora owczarzaki ATCC 30864, 1425 nucleotides. RefSeq lists its product as hypothetical. The record is from RefSeq and is a predicted model, not a curated record. The transcript is spliced from 2 exons. The coding region runs from base 84 to 1322 and encodes 412 amino acids. NCBI's taxonomy places the organism in Eukaryota, Filasterea, Ministeriida, Capsasporidae.
GUUUUCUAAUUCUAGUUUUCCGACAAGGCCCCCGCCCCCACCAAGUUUGUUUCCAAUUCUGAGAACUCGAGCCCCGAUUCUUGAUGCGCGCGAGUCGAUUGGCGCUGACUGGCGCGUUUGCCAUUGUCGCCCUGCUGGGACUCUUCUGGCUGAGACAGCCGCAGCCGCCAUCGUCGUCGUCGCAGCAUGGUGAUGACGGCCAUUCAGCUGCAGCGGAUUCAACGCGUGAUGGUGAUUUGGCCGCCGAGCUCGCCUCGUGGCGCGUGCAUUGGCCGACGACCGUCCACAGCGACCCGCUGAGCGUGCGUGCUGCCGUCGGGAGGCCUGCUGCAUGGACGUACCUCGAUUCGCAGUGCUCCAGCCCGGCGAUCUGCGAGUCGCUGCUCGAGAACGCGCCCUGUCCCGACGGCCCGACGCCCGCACUGACGCCCAGCGAUCCGCGGUUUGGCAACCACCCAGAGCUCAACCUGCCAAGGUGCUCGUAUCGCCGCAUUGCGUCGUGCUUCCCGCGGGACUUGCAGACGUGCUUUGCGCGGAGAUUGCUGAGCAACCACUGGCUCGUCAUUGUCGGCGAUUCCGUCACGAGGAACACGCUGAUGGAGUUUUUCAUGCGACACCUGCCGCAGUCCGAGCAAGUCAAGCUGCAGCUGUCCAGCGAGCGGAAUCUGCAUGUGCCGAGCUCGCAGUACCAAAACGAAGACUACUUGCUGUUUGGCAGGUUUCUCGUCACCUUUCGAUUCAUCGGUGGUGCUGGCGGCAACCAGACGCGUGACAAUCUCGUUCAAGGCGUGAGCUUGUCGGCGGCGGCGCGAACUGCUCUGCUGUCUCGCUUGAGCGCAUUGCUGCAAGCGCGAAACGAGACCAUCCCGGACGCGGAGCUAGACGUGCUCUACCGCAAGCCGGACAUUGUGGUCAUCAACUCUGGCUUGUGGGACUCGCGCUCAUCCUCUCCUUCCUACCGUCCAAACUACUAUGGUAGCAUGCACAUGUGGCGACGCGUGCUGCAAGAGCAGCUUGGCCUCGAUGCGAAACAGCUGUACUGGCGGAGCUCGACGCCCGUGUCGCCCGAGCUGCAUGUGACCGACCAGCAGCGCAAAAACAUGACCAACGAACGGAUUGCCGAGCUCAACUGGAUUGCGCAUGAUGUUCUCGUACGGCAAGCGCAUUGGCACAGCAUUGACGCGUUCACGGCGGUCGGCGGCUUUGUUCCGCCUGUCGACGCGAUCAGCUACGAUGGCUAUCAUCCGACGACCCUUGCAUCCUGUGCGCUGAACGACAUGGUAUUUGGAGCAAUAUGUGACAAAGAGGCCUCUCCGCUAUGACAUUCCGUGUCAUUGUCCAUCGCAUACGCCCUCUUUUUGCGAGCCUUUUUGUACGUCAUCCCCCCCCCCAACUCGUCAAUGUUAAUACACCGUGCGAUCUGCC